AUGAGUCAGUCCCAGCCAUCAAAUAAGCCACAAUCAGCCAAUCCCAGCCAUCAAACGAGCCACAAUCAGCCAGUCCCAGCCAUCAAACGAGCCACAAUCAGCCAGUCCCAGCCAUCAAACAAGCCACAAUCAGCCAGUCCCAGCCAUCAAACAAGCCACAAUCAGCCAAUCCCAGCCAUCAAACGAGCCACAAUCAGCCAGUCCCAGCCAUCAAACGAGCCACAAUCAGCCAGUCCCAGCCAUCGAACGAGCCACAAUCAGCCAGUCCCAGCCAUCAAACAAGCCACAAUCAGCCAAUCCCAGCCAUCAAACGAGCCACAAUCAGCCAGUCCCAGCCAUCAAACGAGCCACAAUCAGCAAGUCCCAGCCUUCAAACAAGCCACAAUCAGCCAGUCCCAGCCAUCAAACAAGCCACAAUCAGCCAAUCCCAGCCAUCAAGCAAGCCACAAUCAGCCAGUCCCAGCCAUCGAACGAGCCACAAUCAGCCAGUCCUAG
This is a messenger RNA of Procambarus clarkii (red swamp crayfish), 495 nucleotides long. RefSeq lists its product as uncharacterized. NCBI's taxonomy places the organism in Eukaryota, Metazoa, Arthropoda, Malacostraca, Decapoda, Cambaridae. The record is from RefSeq and is a predicted model, not a curated record.